UAGCGCACUCCAGCAACGUCCCUGCGCUCAGCAGUGUCCCAGACGAAUGACGUUCAUCGCCUGUCGUCCGCGGCUGACCGCAUGUGCACUUCUCUUCGAGCCACACAGCUACUGGUUUCCUGGCCAAUGAAGAACCCUGCACGACCCGCCCUGCAGUACGGCGACUGCGCGUCAUCUUGGGAUGCCAGAGACCGCAAUCCAUUACUCAGACAAAUACUACGAUAACAAGUACGAAUACAGACAUGUGAUCCUGCCACCUGAGAUGGCCCAGUCUGUGCCCAAGACUCACCUGAUGACCGAGACUGAGUGGCGUAACCUGGGAGUGCAACAGUCCCUUGGCUGGGAGCACUACAUGGUUCACUCGCCUGAGCCCCACGUCCUUCUGUUUAGGAGGCCCACCAAAGCAAUGUAAACCACUGUCACUGCAGUGCCAUUGCUGGCGAUACAAGGCAGCUGACAACUAUAGUGACAAUAUAAACAUGCAAUGACCCACUCGAGUAUUUUUCUUUUUCUGCACCCAUUAAAAAAAGGGGUGUAUGUUACACCUCUUGUCACCUUAGUCUUCACCAGUUUCUUGCUUGUGCUGUUUGCUGGAAACUUAGACGUCUGUGUGAUGCUGUAGCUCAGCCUGACUUGGUUUCUUAGGGAAAAAAACAUUUAUUUGCUUUCUCCUGUUGUUAGCCAUCUUGGCUACUACAGGGCAAGCACGAUGUGCGCCAAACAAGACAGUUUCUUUGCAAGGCUAGUAAUCUGACAUGAAAUGUAGCAUGCAAAACACAAUAUGAUGGUAUUGUAGGCUGUGGAACAUGUGCAUGCUCAAUAGUAACACCAGUUAUACAACGGAAUAGCUAUGCAUUCAUGUGUACAUUUUCUUUACUUUGCAGUGCAUUAUUAACCCUUCUUAGCAUUCUUAACCCCACACAAUUCAACGACCAAUGUAAAUUCUGCAAUCAGCCAGGCACUCUCAGACACACCAUAUGGGAGUGUGUCAACAACCCAGACAUACAACCCCCUUUCCCUGAGCAUGGGUAGAUACUGCUGUCCAGCUCCCUACCUCAAGAUCAACUCCUGCUGUUGCUGGAUUUCCUCCUCCUUUAAGAAUCUGCAGUUGGGUGGGUUGACAGUUAAUGGGUGACAGUGAGUACAGCAUGCUAGAUGAGGCACUAGAGCAACUGUAAACACAAUGCUAACUUAUAAUGAUGCUUUCAGAGUUUAAAGUUAUCGCUGUGUUAUACUUUUAUGUGCUUGUCCCGUGCAUUGAACUCGCUGUCACUAAGGGUGCAAGGAUGCAAACAGGUAAGGCAGAGAACUGGGGGUAGCGACCUCUAGACUUGUAGCACAAUAACACAAAAAUAAGGUUAGACAGGGACAGUGGUGCUACUCUAACAACUCGUAACUGAAUUUUUAUCCAGAAGAUCGAGCAUUACAAAUAGAGGUAAGAUAUUUAACAGGGAGAGGCGGGCUAGUUGGUGGUCGAUAUUGGAAUGCAUUGUGUAACUGCGCAAACACCAAAGGACAAAAAAGGAAGAACCACGGGGUUACAUGAUGCGAGGUAAGAUUUGACAAAUUUAAACAAACACUUGUAAGUAAAGAUAAACUAAGUGCAUCUAGCAUGUGAUUAGUAAAUCUCGUCACUUCCUGAUACUAAGAUGCCAAAGCCUGGUCUGCAUGCAUCACUGCUGCUCUGAUGGAAAUAUGUCUUUGCAAUCACUUUCCUUUAUGUUAGUAUCAUGGUGCUGGAGAAUCGCACACAUCUUCAGAAAUGGCCAAUAUUCACAACACUCAAUAUUGCGAUAUACUUGAGUACUACAGGGGGCACCACAAAGAAUAGCUGUGGUUGCAUGGGCAAGCAUGGAGGGAAUGGCUACUUUGGCUGAUGUAAAACAAGCCGCUAGUCAAGGGAAUGUUGGCACAAAGACACCACACUAUCUGAAAGUCACAAACUUCUUAAUGUGUUUAAUUUCACAAUUGGUGUUUGCGUUCUCAUCAGCUCCUCCAUUACACUCUUGUACUAGGUGCUUUCUUUUGAAUAAAAAUUUUGCAGUGAGUUCCACUAUCA
Dermacentor andersoni is the source of this 2059-nucleotide messenger RNA. Its product is annotated as cyclin-dependent kinases regulatory subunit-like. The record is from RefSeq and is a predicted model, not a curated record. NCBI's taxonomy places the organism in Eukaryota, Metazoa, Arthropoda, Arachnida, Ixodida, Ixodidae. Gene Ontology annotation, molecular function: cyclin-dependent protein serine/threonine kinase regulator activity.